AUAACUCGAGCUUAGCCAUUCGUCUCUUCUAAUUCUCUCUAUCUACUUAUCCAAAAUCAAAGAAUUAGAGAAAACCAUGAAGGUCAAAACAGAAAGUUCAAAAAUCAUUAAGCCUUUCUAUGAAGACAACAUUAUCUCUCCUUCUACUAGAACCUGUAUUCCCCUUAGUGUCUUUGAUAAGGUCACGUAUGAAGCCCAAAUUGCUAUCAUCUAUGCCUAUCGCCCUCCCACUCCACCAAACGCGGCGAUUCAAUUGGGGCUUCAAAAGGCCCUAGCGAUUUACAGGGAGUGGGCAGGGAGAUUAGGUAAGGACGAACAUGAUAAUCCAGUAAUCUUGCUCAACGAUGAGGGUGUUCGAUUCGUUGAGGCAUCAGCCGAUAGCACUCUUGAUAAAGUUAUGCCCUUUAAGCCUUCGGCUUCUUUGCUUAACUUACAUCCUAGCUUGAACAAUGUGGUCGAGUUGGUGCAAGUUCAAGUCACGAGGUUUACUUGUGGCUCGUUGGUGGUCGGGUUCACCGCCCACCAUACUGUGGCUGAUGGCCAUUCCACUAGCAACUUUUUAGUUGCAUGGGGUCAAGCCUGUCGAGGGCUUGGCAUUAAUCCACUUCCUUUACAUGAUCGUACAAUUUUCAACCCUCGAAACCCUCCUCUCAUCGAGUAUGAGCAUAAGGGGACGGAGUUUAUGUCAAAAUCAGUUAAAAAGGAAAAUUCACUCAAUGAAAGUACUCAUUAUGUAACGGAAGAUAUAGUGGUGCACAAAGUCCAUUUCACCGUUGAGUUUCUAGCGAAACUCAAGGCAAAAGCCUCUUCGAUGAAUAACAACAAUAAUAAACCUUAUAGCACAUUUGAGAGCCUUGUUGCACAUUUAUGGAGGGCCAUCACUAAAGCGCGAGGCCUAAGUGGCUUCGAGACAACUCAUAUAAGAAUCUCAGUCAAUGGUAGAAUGAGGUUGAACCCCAGAGUACCUAAUGAGUACUUUGGAAACUUAGUACUUUGGGCAUUUCCAACAUCAAAAGUGAAGGAUCUUCUAAGAGAGCCUCUUCCUUAUGCAACAAAGCUCAUUCAUGACGCGGUUACAAAAGUAAACAACAACUAUUUCAGAUCGUUCAUAGACUUUGCUAAUCACAAAGAAGAAGAUCUCAUACCAACAGCAGACAUGAGCAAGCACAUAUUAUGUCCUAAUCUCGAAGUUGAUAGUUGGUUAAGGUUUCCAUUCUACGACUUAGAUUUUGGAACGGGGUGUCCGUACAUGUUCAUGCCUUCAUAUUUCCCAACAGAAGGCAUGAUGUUUCUUCUACCAUCAUUCAUUGGAGAUGGAAGCAUUGAUGCUUUCAUUCCAUUGUUUCAAGACAACUUGCCCACCUUCAAGAAAAUUUGCUAUUCUUUAGACUUGCUUGAGAAUUAAUUACUUCAAUGAUAUUAAUCCUAAACUAUGUGAUGAUAUGAAAAUUCAUUUGCUAAUUCCAUUUUAUGUUUUUAAAUUUUAAUCUUUUACUCUUCCUCAUUGCUAAGCGCAAGGGAGGAUGGGAAAUAUUUCUAUAUAUAUAUAUGUUGUUGAAUAAUAG
Molecule: messenger RNA, 1565 nt
Organism: Solanum stenotomum
Lineage: Eukaryota; Viridiplantae; Streptophyta; Magnoliopsida; Solanales; Solanaceae
Product: agmatine hydroxycinnamoyltransferase 1-like
Exons: 1
Coding region: 77-1405 (442 amino acids)
Molecular function (GO): acyltransferase activity, transferring groups other than amino-acyl groups
Source: RefSeq, a predicted model, not a curated record